Ilex paraguariensis (yerba mate) is the source of this 1148-nucleotide messenger RNA. The record is from the annotation of a GenBank genome assembly. NCBI's taxonomy places the organism in Eukaryota, Viridiplantae, Streptophyta, Magnoliopsida, Aquifoliales, Aquifoliaceae.
ACAAAAACAUGGCGUGAUUAUUGGCAAAAAUUAAAUAGACAAAACCCCACAGCAUUAAUUAGUUUUUGCAGAGAGUGUGAUUGGUGUAGAAAACUCACCGAUAUACGUUAAGCCGUGGGUAUUACUGGGUAUUCAAAUACUCUCUCUCUCUCUCCUUCCAAGGUCAUCUUCUCCACCACAAUCAAUCUUUUCAAUUCUCUUCAUUUUUCAUUUGUGUGUGCUAUUUAAUUAACGUCUUCGAUGGAAAACUUGUUGGGUCUUCUGAGAAUUCACGUCCACAGAGGCGUAAACCUUGCUAUCAGAGAUGUCAGCAGCAGCGAUCCUUACGUUAUUAUUAGAAUGGGCAAACAGAAAUUAAAGACAAGCGUGAUAAAGAAGAAUGUCAAUCCUGAGUGGAAUGAAGAUCUGACACUUUCUAUUGCAGACUCAAAUCUCCCAAUCAAGCUAGCAGUAUAUGACAAGGAUACAUUCACCAUGGAUGACAAAAUGGGAGAUGCAGAAUUUGACAUAAAACCAUUUGUGGAAGCCGUAAAGAUGCGCUUGCAUGACCUCCCAAAUGAAACCAUAAUCACAAAAAUUAGACCAAGCCGAGAAAACUGCCUAGCUGAAGAGAGCAACAUCAUCUGGACAAACGGGAAAGUUGUUCAAAACAUGGUUCUCAGGCUCCAGAAUGUCGAGCGAGGUGAAGUGGAACUCCAGCUGCAGUGGAUUGAUGUUCCUGGUUCCAGGGGUCUGUCCAUGUAAUGUGCUUUUGCCUGUUUAUUGCUGCCCUUGUGCACAGAGGUUUGCAGUGUCAUAACAUGGCUCAAAGUGGGUAUUUCAGUUAGUUCCUUUGUUCAUAGGCAAGGGAAAAUAAAGAGUCAUGGUUUUAUAUGGUCUUGUUCCCCUAGAUAUUGAUGUCAAUGGUAAGACGAAGGUUGUCGUAGUGGUAAAAUUGUUCUUUAACAACUUAACGUCAAUAGUUCAAAUUUUACUUUUUUGCAAGCAGAGAUUAAACUAUGUAAAUCUUAUAAACAUAGACCCUUGAAAACUUUGUGCACUAGGCUUUUUGUUUUUUAUAUGGAUGUUGACGAUGUGGGUUGUAACUAAACAGUUUGAAAUAUUUUUGAAUUAUGUUAUAUUAAUAGGAAUUUUUUUUCAGGUUUUAA